GAAAAAAGAAACUCACCUGCUCUUCUCAUAUCUUAAAUUAACCUGUAUGGUGUUGUCUUCAAUUACUAAAUCAAACCUUUGAAUCUCAUGGAUCUUCAUUGGUUUUUAUUCUAUGUUUUCCUGUUUAUGAGCUACUCAAAACUCACUUCAUGUGAUCAAGAUGGUUUUUGGAGUUUAUCAUGUGGAGGAACUACACAUUUCGUCGAUUCAUCCAACGUUUCAUGGGAACCCGACAACAGCUACAUCACCAAAGGCAACACUACGACGGUUAACCUCAACAACACCGCCACCUCAUCAACAUCUCUUCGGUUUUUCCCAGACUCAGGAACCCGCAAGUGUUAUAAGCUACCGAUAAACUACGGCUCCAUAUCGUCUUUGAUCCUUAUUCGGGCCAACUUUGUGUAUGCAAACUAUGACGGGCUUCAACAACCGCCGUUGUUCUAUGUUUCUUUAGGAACAGCCAUUGCUGCUAAGAUUAACUUAGCGGUUAAAGAUCCAUGGGUAGAAGAGUUUAUAUGGCAACCCGACAACAGAGAUGUACUUUUGCUGUGCCUAAACUCGGUGCCAAACGGUGGCUAUCCUGUCAUUUCUUCCAUCGAAAUCCGACCAGUCCCACAAGGAGGCUACUACAAUGGAAUGGAAGGUUUUGAAACUAAGUUGCUUAGGAAACGCUACCGGAUAAAUUGUGGUUACACUAACGGCUCUAUUCGGUACCCUUUGGAUCAAUAUGAUAGAAUAUGGGAUCCUGAUCAAGAAUUUUCGCCUUUUCAUACAUCGACACCGUUCAAGACCCUGGGUACUUUUAAUACCUGGGGUCUAAAAGAGAGUCCUCCUCAACCCGUUCUUCAAACGGGUAGAGUUUUGGCUCGGAGAGAAGGCUUGAGUUACAAUUUUUCCCUCGAGAAUAUUGGAGAUUAUUAUCUUGUUCUAUACUUUGCUGGGAUUCUUCCGGUUUCUCCUACAUUUGAUGUAUUGAUCAAUGGGGAAGUUGUUGAAUCAAACUAUAGUGUAGAAAGCUGGCAAGUUGGGAGUUUGUAUUUCUUAAGGAAAGGAAUUAAGAGUUUGAAUAUUACUUUUAAAGAUAUAAGCUUCUACCCGCUUGUUAAUGCGAUCGAGGUGUAUGAGGUUGUUAACAUACCUCCAGAAUCAUCUACAACCGUAGUUUCGGCUCUUCAAGUAAUUCAACAGUCAACAGGGUUGGAUCUUGAAUGGGAAGAUGACCCGUGUUCUCCCACGCCGUGGGAACACAUACGAUGUGAAGGAAGUUCGGUCACCUCAUUGGAACUAUUUGACAUCAACUUGAGGUCAAUCAGCCCUACGAUCGGUGACCUAUCCGAUCUAAAAACAUUAGAUCUGCAUAAUACAUCACUUACUGGAGAGAUAGAAAACUUGGGCAGCUUAAAGAGUCUUGAAAAUCUGAAUCUGAGUUACAACAAGCUAACGUCAUUUGGCACUGAUCUGGAUGGCUUAAUUAGCCUUCAAAUUUUGGAUCUAAAAAAUAACAGUCUAGAAGGUCUAGUUCCCGAAAGCCUUGGAGGCAUGAAAAAUCUUCACCUGUUGGUUCUGGAAAACAAUCAUUUACAAGGCACACUACCGAAAUCAUUGAACAAAGAUAGUCUUGAAAUAAGAACCUCAGGGAACCUGUGUCUUAGCUUCUCCAUGUCAAAAUGUCAUAAUGCGACCGCCAAUUCUUCAAUUGACGCACCAAAGGUCUCGGUCUUUGACAAGAAGAAGCAAAAUCUCCAGAGUCAUUUAGCCGCUGUACUUGGUGCAGUUGGCGGAGUAUUCGUCGUUCUUAUCAUUGCAUUCAUUUUAGUUUUCUUAUACACAAGGAGAAAUAAAAGUAAAGCAGAAUUUAAACAGAAAGAGAGUUUGCAAACCAACAUGCAGAUGAUGAACUGUAAUGCAGCAAAAGUCUUCUCCUACAGAGAAAUCAAAGUAGCCACUCGCAACUUUAAGCAGGCGUUAGGCCGCGGUAGCUUUGGGUCGGUUUACCUCGGAAAGCUUCCGGAUGGCAAACUGACAGCUGUCAAAGUCCGAUCUGAUAAAACACAACUUGGCUCUGAUUCUUUCAUCAAUGAGGUGUGCCUUUUGUCUUCAAUUCGUCACGAAAAUCUUGUAUCCUUAGAAGGAUAUUGUAACGAAUCGAAACAUCAAAUACUGGUUUAUGAAUAUCUACCCGGUGGAUCUUUAACCGAGAAUCUUUACGGAGCAAAUAGCAAAAGAGUAACAUUAAGUUGGGCCCGCAGACUCAAGAUUGCCAUUGAUGCUGCAAAAGGUUUGGACUACCUGCACAACAGGAGUGAACCACGGGUCAUCCACCGUGAUGUUAAGUCUGGAAAUAUACUGUUGGAUGGAGAUUUGAAUGCUAAGGUUUGUGACUUUGGUCUAUCGAAGCAAGUAACUCAGGCGGAUGCAAGCCAUGUGACCACUAUGGUUAAAGGCACUGCUGGCUAUCUUGAUCCCGAAUAUUAUACAACCCAACAGUUGACCGAGAAGAGUGACGUUUAUAGCUUUGGAGUUGUUCUUUUGGAGCUCAUUUGCGGUAGAGCACCAUUAAGGCGAACCGGAUCACCAGACUCGUUUAACUUGGUUUUAUGGGCGAGACCCUAUCUGCAAGCGGGUGCGUUUGAGAUAGUAGAUGAGAGCAUAAAAGGAACAUAUGAUGAAGAAAGCAUGAGAAAAGCAGGUUCAAUCGCAUCCAGAUCCGUAGAUAGAGAUGCAUCACAGAGACCGAAUAUUUCCGAAGUAGUUGCUGUGCUUAAAGAAUCCUACAGCAUCCAGUUGUCAUAUCUUGCAACUGGUGGACUUCCCACUUGAGAUAAUAAUUCGCCAAAAACAUCAAACUUUUAGUGUUGUAUGUAAAAAUACAUUAAACAUGUGAGUCGAUAAUCAUGUGUAUUAUUUAUUGGAUAUAUAUUUUCCUAAA
Molecule: messenger RNA, 2929 nt
Organism: Helianthus annuus (common sunflower)
Lineage: Eukaryota; Viridiplantae; Streptophyta; Magnoliopsida; Asterales; Asteraceae
Product: probable LRR receptor-like serine/threonine-protein kinase At5g48740
Exons: 15
Coding region: 88-2820 (910 amino acids)
Biological process (GO): protein phosphorylation
Molecular function (GO): protein kinase activity; protein binding; ATP binding
Source: RefSeq, a predicted model, not a curated record